This is a messenger RNA of Osmia bicornis bicornis, 1079 nucleotides long. Its product is annotated as enoyl-CoA delta isomerase 3, peroxisomal-like. The transcript is spliced from 7 exons. The record is from RefSeq and is a predicted model, not a curated record. NCBI's taxonomy places the organism in Eukaryota, Metazoa, Arthropoda, Insecta, Hymenoptera, Megachilidae. Bases 267 to 1034 code for a protein of 255 amino acids.
UUACUAUAUUUGUCUGAAUAAAUUUGUUGUUAUUAUCAACAUUUGCAUGUAGAUUAGCAAGACAACUGCAUUGUUACUAAAGCGUUUAAAUACCCUCUGUUUGUAUUCUGCAAAGGUUAUGGUUUUACUCGAUAUUUUAUUAUACGUAAUUAAUAAAUAACAAUUCGUAAACACGUUUUAAUUACUCGGAAAGUAUAAUUGUCAUAUAAACGCUUUUUACGUAUUUGUAUUAUUCUUCAAAUCAGAAGAACUAACUUUUUUAUAUCAUGGAAAAUGAUGAUAUCCUAAGUUUUGCAGAAAAUGGAAUGUUAAAAGUGAUACUAAAUCAACCAAGAAGAAAAAAUGCUAUUACUAUUCCGAUGUAUAAAAAGUUGAUACAAAUUUUACACGAUUCUAUUCAAGACAGUAGCCUGUAUGUAGUAGUUUUAACUGGUACUGGAAGUUUUUUUAGUAGUGGAAACGAUUUCAAUUCUUUACUAAUGGAAGUAGAUAAUCUUGAUCUCGAAGAUGUUUCAAAUACUUUUAAAAAAUUUGUGGAUACAUUAAUUUCAUAUCCUAAACUUUUAAUAGCUAUUGUAAAUGGUCCAGCAAUUGGAAUUGCAGUAACAUUCCUUCCAUUAUUUGAUAUGGUGUAUACCUCGGAUACGGCUUACUUCCGAACACCAUUCACAGACUUAGGCCUUUCUGCAGAAGGAUGCUCUACAUAUACAUUUCCUAAGAUAUUUGGGCAUUCCAAGGCUGGUGAUAUGUUAUAUUUGGGUUAUAAAAUGUCAGCUUUUGAAGCUAAACAAUAUGGUUUAGUUAGUGAAGUAUAUAAAGAGGGAUGUAUAGACGAAGUUUGGACAUAUUUAAAGAAGUUACCUCAACUUUCAUCAGAAUCAAUACUUGCAAUUAAAUCCUUAGUUAAAAGAUGGAAUGAAAAAGUAUUGUUGGAAGUUAAUGUUGAAGAAUCAAAGGAACUUUUAAAACGUAUACAAACUUCUGAUUUCUCAGAGAGAAUCAUGAAUAUGCUAUUACACAAAAACAAACUUUAAAAAUUUCUUAAUAUAAUUAAGCUAAUAUAAAAACUUUUAUUUGUU